Messenger RNA from Raphanus sativus (radish), 1044 nucleotides. RefSeq lists its product as uncharacterized. The record is from RefSeq and is a predicted model, not a curated record. The coding region runs from base 1 to 918 and encodes 305 amino acids. NCBI's taxonomy places the organism in Eukaryota, Viridiplantae, Streptophyta, Magnoliopsida, Brassicales, Brassicaceae. The transcript has a single exon.
AUGCUUCCAUUAAAGCUAGCUCGCUCUCUUCUCCUCCACGAGACUCUCAAUCUCACUCACAAUUCCGGCGAUACAAACGACGGAGACGAUGGCGAUGGAGGAGAAACCAGCAUUCGAGAGAUCCUAAGCUCCUCCUACAAGAAGAAGAAUCAAUCAAAAACCCGAUCGAGAUCCAAUAAUAAUAAUUCGAAAACGGCAUUGCUCUUCUUCGUCCCGACGCGAGAACUGAUCGCCGACACUUACAGAUUAGCGUCGAUCGCGAGGGAUCUAGGCAUGGAUCUGUACCCGACGCCUUCCCUCUCCCACGUCAUCUUCUCGUUCCCGCCCCGCGAUUCCUCGGUAUCGCCGUCGCCUUUCUCCACGUCGUCUCGUCCUUCGACUUGGUCUUCUUCCUCGUCUCUCUCUUGGUCUCUUCCCAACGACGCCGUGAUGCUCUCUUUCCCGUCUCUCUCCGCUUCCUCUCUCUCCCAUCUCCGCUCCUUCGUCUCCCUCUCGAACGGAUUGUUCAAGCUCGUGUUCUCCUCCGCCGCCGACGUAGACACACCUUCCUCCUCCUCCGUUAGCAAUUGGGAUUGCUGCUCAGUUUCUCUCGUCUCUCGAAUCACCAACAAACGGAUCGGAUCGAUGGAGAGUUUCGCCCAGGCGUUGGCUUCGAACGGAUGGACGAUUUACAAGACGAAAGCUAAUGAGUCUACUACGACCAGCCACGGCGGCAAUGCGGGAAGCUCCUCGGCUUAUCUGUUCAGGAAAGUUUACUCGGGUCGGGUUAUGAUGAUGACGACCCGAGAUGGAGGAAAUGGUGGGUCGUGUAGUAGAGUAAGAGAGCUGAGACUUCCUCUAUUGGAUUUCGAGAACGCUCCUCUCCGGAUUCUCCAGUAUCUCAUGUUGAUGACUGACCAUCUCUUCUUCCUUGCAUAGCUUUUAAUUUUUUUUUAUGUUUUGUGUUUUGUUUCUACAGUGUUAAUAUAAUCUCUCGUUUGACAAAGGUUCGAUCUUUAGAGGCAUGUAAAUUUUUAAUAUCAAGGUCUAUUUCUUUCAUCUUCA